UUCACUUCCGGCCAAAACAGGGUUACUUCCGGUGUGAGAUCAUUUCGCAGCCGUUGCACGUGUUUCUAUGACAUGUUUUAUCUGUGAGUUCUGAAGAAAUCAGGACGAGCAUGUUGACCCUGAUCGUGCACGUCAGGUCCCUGAGGUACAUGUUGCCCGCUGCGAUGAUGAUGAUGCCUGCCACGCCGUAUUUCCUGACGUCGGCGGCGCUGAAGGUCCUAUCGGCGGCCCUCCCCCUGCGAUGGUACCGAUCAGCUGACGACUUCAUGUACACCAUCUACCAGAGCAUGGUGCUCUUCUUUUUCGAGCAUUGCACAGGAGUGGAGGUUGUUUUGUAUGGGGAUGACCCUUCCAAGAUGCCACCUGAGAACAUUAUCUACCUGUCCAACCACCAGUGCACAGUGGACUGGGCAGUGGCAGACAUGUUGGCCAUCAGGCAAGGCAUGUUGGGGCACGUCCGCUAUGUCUUGAAGGAUGGUUUGCGCUAUCUUCCGCUGUACGGCUGGUACUUCAGACAGCACGGCUGUGUGUAUGUGAAGAGAGGAGGGAACAAUGAGAGGGGACGUGCCAACCAGAUAAGGGACCUGAACAAUACUUCUGUACCAAAUUACAUGGUGAUAUUUCCUGAGGGAACUCGCUACAAUCCGGAAAAGAAAAAUGCCAUACUCAAGAGCCAAGGGUUUGCUCAUGCACAUGGGUUGGAAGUUCUUGAACACGUCUUGACACCGCGGGUGAAAGCAACAGAGCUGUGUUUACGAGCAAUGGGGGACAAUGUCACCGCUGUAUAUGACGUCACUGUGGCGUACAGCACACCAGACACCCAGGGACGACCUCGUGCACCAGACAUGCCAGACUACCUGAUGGGCCAGAGUCAGCGGAUCCACGUUCAUCUGACAAGAAUCCCCCUGCAGGACAUCCCGCAGGAACAGGGGGCGCUGCAGGACUGGCUGCACGGUAGAUUUGUAGAAAAGGACAGGAUGCUGAAAAAGUUCUUCUCUGAUGACCCUGAUGUCAGAGGUCGUUUUGAGGGGAGAGGUCGUGUGUCUAGGCUGCCCCUGUGGAAGACCCUGCCGUCCACACUGGUGCUGUGUGCAAUAACACUGCCGUUCCUGGUCACCAAGGAGGGGAGGGAUGCUUACUGGAAGAGCUGCUUAGGCUCUGUUGCAUUUGGAUGGCUCUGGAUGGCUGUCACUGUUUGAUAGUCUUUUAUGUGAAAGUUAUUAAUGUUUAUUUAACCCACUAAGUGUUGUUAUAUAUGUACAUGUAUGUAUAAAGAGUAAUAUGCUUAAUUUUAUCCCAAUGUUACAGUACAUGUAACUGCUUUUCUGAAAAGUUUUGCCUCAGUCCACCAUUACACUUUUGUUAUGUAAAACGUGUAUAACAUGCACAAAGUCUUGAAUAGUGAUGUUGUUUCACACAAUGAUAUUGUACUUGAGUAUUCCGAAGACAUUAACAAGGAUUAAAUAGUUUCCAACUGCCACAGGUUACAGCAUUGUGUAACAGUAUGGUGUACAGUGUAUUAUUAUAUUAUAGCAUACAUGUACGUUGUUCUAGCAAGGAGAUUAACCUCCUUGGUACUAGUAAGUAUUCAUCAUGAAUUAUUUUGUGUGCAAUCAUGAGAAGUACAUUUAUGCUUGCAUGAACUUGCCAUGCACAUGGAAAACAAGAAAAAAAUUUUUUCCAAAGGUUAUGACUCAAGUUUGACACAGCUUCAGACAUGAAGAUUUACUGCACAGAAUUAUGCAAUAUGCAGUGAUAAUUUGUUUGUUUGAGGCUUUCUUUAUUCGUGAGCAUAUAUAUUAUUGCUGCUUCUUCUAAGACAGAAGAAUGCCAACAAGCUUUCAGAAAGGACCCUUUAAGAUGAUGAUGUGAUGAAGUUAGAGAAUGCACCUUUUCAAUAUUACACUAGUAUUAUCUGGAAAUCUUUUGUAAAAAUUUGUAUACGUUAUGUACAGUUUUUAUAUCUUUCUUAUGAAAGUUUAAGUGACUCAUUACCAUGUGCAUAAACUAUGUAAUACAUGUAGUAACAUUAGCGUUCACCUGUAUUAACUUUAUAUCUAGGUUUAACCACAUAGCAGAAAAAAUUAUUAGAAAUGCUUCUUGAUUAUGUGUACAUGUAGACAAUACUUUAAUGCCACUGAGUUAUUAAAUAAGAUAAACUUCCAUCAUCCCCAUUUUCUUUUGUCUUGGAUGGAUAUGUGUUCUAUUUGUAUGGGAAAGAAAUUGCCUUCAGGUUUCACUUCAGUAUUAGGUCAUGCAAGAACCAAUGCAUGGUAAUUAUUGUGCCAGUGAUCAUGUAGAUUAUAUUGCUAUGGAUUGAUACAUUUCCUUGUCAUAAUGGUGAAAUUUACACCAUAGAGAACAAUGCAUAGACUUGUGAGAUACAGUUUACAUGUCAAGUAAGAUUGUUCCUUCAGAAAAAGUAAGUCAACAAGGUCAAGGGGUAGAUGAGGUGAUGUGAAAGCAUCAAUGGAACAUCUGUUCAUCUUGCUAUUCCAGACAAGCUUGGUUUAUCUAAAUGAUUGUAAUGCAAAGAAUUCUUCACAAAGUUGUUUCAAUCAUCAGUGUGUCAAGUCAUGAACUGAAAUUUCUUGUUAAACUUUUUUUCUGGAAUUACGUUAUGUGACCUUAAGUAGAAAAUG
Molecule: messenger RNA, 2642 nt
Organism: Branchiostoma floridae (Florida lancelet)
Lineage: Eukaryota; Metazoa; Chordata; Leptocardii; Amphioxiformes; Branchiostomatidae
Product: 1-acyl-sn-glycerol-3-phosphate acyltransferase epsilon-like
Exons: 8
Coding region: 111-1199 (362 amino acids)
Cellular component (GO): mitochondrion; endomembrane system
Molecular function (GO): acyltransferase activity
Source: RefSeq, a predicted model, not a curated record